CCUUAAUCUUCAGCUCUGGCGCUCGCCCCAUCACUCUCCCCUCCUUUUUUUCCUCUUCCAUUUGCUUCCGUCGUGUGAGCAAGACAAUCACUCAGCUUGGGACUUGCGCUCCUUACUCUCACUCACACACACUCUCUCAGUCUCUCUCUGUUCCACUUUGGUUCCCCUCCCAAUUUUAUCAUCGAAGGUUCAACUUGGACUGAGUGAACACCGAGGUUAAGUUUUCGUUUUCCUCUUUACUGGUGGUGCUAGGGAGGCAGUGAGGGAUCUCACUUUGGACAAUCAACCAUGCCGCCGAAUCCCAGAGUGGUUGAGGUCUUCCGGACAAUGAGAGAGAUCGGAUUCAAGGAUGAAGUAGUGAAGCCUGUACUGAAAAGGCUUCUGAAGCUGUACGAUAAGAAGAUCGAAUUGAUUGAAGAAGACAACUACCGGGUUCUUCUGGACGCUCUACUUGAGGAUCAGGAGGAGGCAACCAUUGAUGAAGAUAUUCAGGAUGAAGAACCUCCUCCGCAACCUCUAAAACGGCUACGUCCAUUGCGCAUAAGAGACCAAGAAGGAAUGGUGUCCCCUUCAUCAGGAAACCAUAGCCCCCAAACCAAUGGAACUUUGCUAGAGCAGUCAGACCUGGAGGAUAGAGAUCCAACUUCCACAAAUUCCAUGCAGACAAAUAUAUCUCCUCAGCAUCCUGAUGCAAGUACAGGCAGCCAGCCUUUGUCUGCACAGAGAAGUUCAUCUCAGCAACAAGUAACUGACAGAAAUGCAAAUAAAGGGAAAGAGCCUAUGUCAUCACAGGUUCCUGCUAGAGACAAGAGGCCCCUUGAUUUAGGAGAGAAAUCAAUACGUAUUGAUUCUCCACGAAAGCGAAAAGUGCCUGAUGCCAAUGCCCUGAUAGUACCUAAAGAUGAGCCAGUCACCGAGGAGAUGCCUCUCAACGAGCGUCCUCUUGCAGUAAUAGGGCCCGAUUCUAUCGAUUAUAAUAAUGCUGACCAUGGAGACCAGACUAGCAAGCCCUCUUCUAACUUGGAAAUCGCUUCAUCCCCUUUAGGAGAGGUGAAGAUAUCCUUGAGCUGCCAACCUUUGCUUGAAAGGCCAGAUUUUCACAUGCCAACUCUGGACGAACUGCUGAAAUCAGUGGAGGAGAAAUAUCUCCGACAUAAAUUACUUGAUCCGAACUUUUCCCUCAUGCAAAUUAUGAAAGAUAUGUGCCAGUGCUUUGUGGAAUUGGCAACUGAUUCAUCUCACGAAUCGCAGGAAAGGGGGGUAACCAAUGAAACACAUUCAGAUGAUAUGUCGAGGAAUUCUGGUGCUUCGAAUGCACUUUGUCUUGUGGGUACUGAUGUAAAUAAAGGGGCGCCAUCUGAUUCAUCUGUUGAUCCAGAGCUUCAAGUUCCCAGCUUGGUCCAUUCCCUGGAUAACCAUGUGAUCCCCAACGGCGGCGAUGUAAAUGGCUUUGGAACAAGAUUAGGAGACUCUGAAUCUUGCAGCUUAGCAGUUGUUCCACGAUUUCAGACUGGUUGUGAUGAAUUAAGGUCUCUUCAUGACUUAAAUGACAUUACUAAGGGAGAAGAAGUAGUUGAGAUUCCAUGGGUUAAUGAAGUCAACAAUGAGUGCCCACCAUCCUUCCACUACAUACCGGGAAACCUUGUGUUUCAAAAUGCUCGUGUCAAGUUCACUCUUUCUCAGAUCACGGCAGAUCAUUGUUGUGCUUCUUGUGUUGGGAAUUGCCUUUCUUCAUCAUCUCCUUGUGUUUGUGUUGCUGAAACUCUGUAUGGGUAUGCAUACACACCAGAUGGUCUUCUAAAGGAGGACUUUCUGAAAGAAUGCAUCUCCAUGACUCGGGAUCCUCAGCUACAAUGCCUAUCCUCCUGCACGGAUUGCCCAUUGGAGAGAUCCAGAAAUGAAGAAAUGUUAGAGCCAUGCAAAGGUCACCUGAACAGGAAAUUUAUAAAAGAGUGUUGGAGAAAGUGUGGCUGCCAUAAGCAGUGUGGUAAUCGAGUAGUACAACGAGGUAUAAGACACAAGUUGCAGGUUUUCUUCACAACUGAUGGAAAGGGGUGGGGGCUUAAGACCCUGGAGAAGCUGCCCAAAGGUGCAUUCAUUUGUGAAUACAUUGGAGAAAUUCUGACCAUCAAAGAAGGGCACGAGAGAACAAUGCAAAACUCAACAAUUACCAAGACUGAGAAUCCGCCUUCAGUUCCGUUAGAUGCUUAUUGGAACUUGAAAGGGGCUCUAAAGGAUGAUGAGUAUCUUUGUUUGGAUGCUUCGGACUAUGGUAAUGUUGCCAGGUUUAUAAACCACAGGUGCCUUGAUGCCAAUCUAAUUGAGAUCCCCGUCAAGAUAGAAACUCCGGACCAUCACUAUUAUCACCUAGCCUUCUUCACAACAAGAGAGGUGGAUGCCUCGGAAGAGUUGACUUGGGAUUAUGGUAUCGACUUUGAUGGCAAUGAUCAACCAUUCAAGAAUUUUCAAUGCAAGUGUGGCAGCAAGUUCUGCAGGAACAUGCAGCGAACAAACAGAUCUAGGCAUCUGGCCAGCUGAUCAUGGGACGAGAAACGGUCAUUUUGCAAGCCUUCUUCCUCGGGGCUGAGAUGGUAACCUCUAGUUUUGCGCUAACCCUUGUAAGAAAGCCAUCCGUUUCCCAGACUUCUGUACGAAUUUAGGACGUUAUUAUAUAGCCAUUCAAAUCUUGUUUGGUUAUGCAAUCUGUGCAUUCGGCAUUCCUCGGGCCUGUCCAUUACGUGUUUUGUUACUCUGAACAGGGUCCUCUGAAGUAGAUUCUUGUUAGAAUUUUAAACGACUAGUUACUUGUGAUAAAAAUAAUUAACCAAUACAUAAAUAUGAUUAAGGAGAAAAGUAACAGCUUAACAUAAAAUUUUGAAACUGGAAGUGACCGAAGAAAGUUCAAACUGGAAAUGAAAGAAAGCUGCAGAAGUUUGCGGGUGUGUUUGGCAUUGAAAGGGAUCAAUGUGUAGAGUUAGUCGUAUUCAGGACCUAUUAUGUUCUUGCCGCGGUCAGUAGCUGCUACUUGGCGCUGCUUCUUCAUGUGCUGUGUCCUUGCUUUGCUCCACCAAGAAGUAGGCGAUUUGGUGAGUUUCUUGAGGAUCAGCCUCUGCUUGCUCCCCUCGUUGUACAGCGAGCCAUCCUCGUUGGUCAUCCACUUCAGUUCCGGCUUGUAAAGACGAGACUUCACUUCUUCCCUCUCGACGUCAUAAGCCACGAUCCUCGGUUUCUCAUCCACCUUCUUUGCCGCCAUCUUCAACGUGAACAUACUCUGCAACUGCUUGUUCACCUUGAUGUGCUCAGCCAACGUUUCUUUUCCCAGAAACCCCUCUAGAAACGCAAACUGCAGCCUUUCUGUCCAUGUUGUCAGCAUCGUACCCUUUUCUUCCGUCGCCUCCAAUCUCUUGCUUGAGCUGCCUUCUUCGAAGAACUUCGCCACAAACGCCAGCCUGGUAGCUCUGGUGUUCUCUUGCUCUUUCCCCUCUUCAUGGUCGAUCGCUUUCAUCAGAAGCAGCCGCUCGUUCAGUUUCUGGGCAAUGUUGUGUAUGGAAGGGUGAGACGAAGAAGAAGAUGAUGACGACGACUCUCCUUGUGAUCCAUUAUCUUCCACAGCAGCAGACUUGGGAACGCUCAUGUGAGAGUCGAUCUCGACGAUGAAAGCUAGUGCCUCGGCAGCUGCAAGGACUACGAAUUCGUUGUCAUGGCCCAGAAGACGGAAGAAGCAAGGAAUUGCCUUUUGCCAGUGGGUUCGGCUGAUCCCGUACUUGUUGCUGGACAGCAUGAAGCACCAAGAUGAUAUGGCGGCUGCAACUAGUUCUGGUGAUUGCUCCUUCUUCUUCGUACCUUGUUCAGCAGCAUCAGCAGAGUCGCGGAAAAAAUAGUCCCAAAUCAUGGCCAUCGAUUCCAACCUAUGCUCCGAUAGGUAUCCGCCGAAGAAAGUGACCACAGCCAAACACUCCACCACCUGAGCGGGCAGCUCGAACCUAAACCCGCCCGAUAAUUUCACAGCCCCAAACAGCUUAGGGACCGAAUCCCGGUAGAUCUCGUGAGCAGCCUCCACGUCGUCGCCGACGAUCAUCGCCACCAGCCCAAUCGCACGCACCGCCGCCACCAGCUCCUCGGCCGACCGCCCCCUUUUGACGACGCGGAGGCACUGGUCCACCAGAGUCACCCGAUUCGAAUCGAGGAACCGAUCCUCGGGAAAUCUGGUCAGCUCUCGAACCAGGCCUUCCAGCGCCGCUUCCCGCAUCCGCGCCCUGUGCUUCUCCGAAUCGGACAGCUGGUCUAGGUAUCCGGCCAGCGUGUUCGGCUGCGGUGCGGGAUUUGUGUUGAAAUCCGCGAGGGCGCCGCACGAUUGGCAGCGGAUUUCGUGGGGGUUGGUGUUGUUGUUGUUGUUGGGGGGAAGGGCGGAGACGUUGUAGCGGCGGGCCAAGGGGAAGAAGGAGUUGGGAGGAUCGUCGGCGGUGGGUUUUUUCAGGGUGAUGGAGUGGAGGAUUAGGUGGUGGCUGCCCUGCCUCUCUUUCACGACGGUGGUGGUCAUUGUCGAGAGAAGGCGGUUUCGUUCUCUGGCUCUCUCGUCGAAUCCUAAUUUUGUGUUGAAGCGCGCACAAGGAAGAAACUCGACGGAGGGCUUUUCAUAUCGGAAAAUUUCUCCCCUUCUUAUGGCUUUUCUUCCCUUCUUUUCUUGUCCGGGCAGGAGAGGGAGGCUUCCGACUGAAUGCUGCAAGGAUGAGUAUUCCGUCCCGGCGUAGUUCCUCUUUGGAUUUAAACUGCAUUUGAUAAAGUUGGUUUUUAUGAUUGGAUUCGUAUUCUCAAUUUUCAACGGUAUUACAACCAACAAAAAAAUAUAUAUG
This is a messenger RNA of Linum tenue, 4853 nucleotides long. The record is from the annotation of a GenBank genome assembly. Lineage: Eukaryota; Viridiplantae; Streptophyta; Magnoliopsida; Malpighiales; Linaceae.